UUUAUAAAAACCUUGAGGACAAAAUGUCAAAUUCUAUACAAGCGAUUGGACUAACAGCAUAUUUUAACCUUACAAAAACAUUUCUGCCACAUCAACGACCAGAUUGAGCUCACACAUGCAAGUACAAUUGCUAUAGGGAAAGUUCCAAAACCGAGGGGUGGGUGAGGCGCCAAAGUUCCAAUUCCCGUUGGAUUUGGGUUCCGUUAAAGAUGGAGAGAGGAAAGAAACGCAGAAGAGAAGCAGAAGAGAUCGAGGCUGAAAAUAGAGACGCUAAUCAUUCUCUUUCCCUAGAGCAAAAUCUCAGCUUUAGCGAUACUAAUGUGGCCCUUCGUAUGAUGCGAGCUCAGUUUCCUCAAAUUGAUAAGGUCGCAAUUCAACCUUUUAUUUUACAGUCACAAUUGUAUAGCAGUGUAAAGGACAGAACUCAAGUGGAUAGGGAGCUAGAGUCUCUAAGGAGGGACAAGGUAGUGCGCAUAUUCAAACUAAAUACAGGGCAAGAUGAUCAUGGAAUAAUGUUUUUAGAAGAUUAUCUAAAACAGUUAGAGCAUGUUGUCAAAAGAAUGGAAGAAAAGAAACAAGGUGAUGUUGAUGUUUUUAAGUGGUUUAAAGGGCAUGUUAUUGAGUCCAAGCUGGAACCUAGCAUUGAACAUGAAGAACUGUAUGCACUCUUAUCACUAGGGGGACAGGUGAAAGAUGGACACAUAUCCCUCCUAAUCAAUGCUGGCCUUCUUACUCGCCAAUUGAUUGAUCCAAAUAUGUACUGGUUUGCAAUCCCAAAUAUAGGUUCAGUACUGAAAGGACUCUCCCAGGGAAGGAAGGAACUCCUUUCUCUUUUAAAUCGUAGGAGAUAUAAAGAGAUGAUGUUGGCCCCUCUUGAGAAGAUGCGCCUUCGAUUGUCUCCUCUUGAUAUGAGGUUUCUCCUUCGUGACUUGAUUGGAUCAGGUCAUCUUAAAACUGCCCAUACACCAUCUGGUAUAGUUGUUCAGGUUUCAAGGGAUUAGAUCUCAGGAAGAUGCUACUAGCAGUGACAGGUGGUUUAUAUUGCUUCUCUUUUGGCUCAGUCUUAAAUAUCAGGUUUAGGUACUAACGUACUUGACUUGUUAGCUUUUAAUUCUUUAUAUCAUCUGUCAACUAGAUGAAGAAAAUUUUUUAACAGGUUGACGAAAGAGCCACAAGCAACAAUUGUUGUACACUCAUGUGCAUUGCAAAUAAUGCAGGAUGAAGUGCGUGUCUUCCCUUCUAAAUCUUGUACUAUUCAUUUAUUUGGCAACCUUCCAUGAUUAAAUUCUUGAGAAUGUGUACUGUUCAAAACAAAUUUUAACGUUUUGAAUUGAUGGGUUAAGGAAUUAAUAUCAAAUUAAAAGAUCGGAAUGGCAAAUCUUUAACGUUUUUAAAA
Messenger RNA from Gossypium arboreum, 1396 nucleotides. RefSeq lists its product as uncharacterized. The record is from RefSeq and is a predicted model, not a curated record. The transcript has 8 exons. The coding region runs from base 210 to 1001 and encodes 263 amino acids. NCBI's taxonomy places the organism in Eukaryota, Viridiplantae, Streptophyta, Magnoliopsida, Malvales, Malvaceae. Gene Ontology annotation, biological process: protein phosphorylation. Gene Ontology annotation, molecular function: protein serine/threonine kinase activity.